Molecule: messenger RNA, 606 nt
Organism: Helobdella robusta
Lineage: Eukaryota; Metazoa; Annelida; Clitellata; Rhynchobdellida; Glossiphoniidae
Exons: 5
Coding region: 1-606 (201 amino acids)
Source: RefSeq, a predicted model, not a curated record
AUGUUACCAAUAAAAAACAGAGUUAAAUAUAGGAAGGAACAGUUGGAAUUAAAACGACUAAAAACCAUUGAAAGAGAAUUUGAAAAAAAGCAGCAACUUGAUGAAAAAAAAGAAAUCUUGGAAGAAAUUAGAAGAAAGGUGCGACCGCAAGUCGAUGGUGACUUGAUGAGGUUGUGGAAGAAUACAAUUGCUUGGAGUAACAAGUUGGACAAGUUCCAGGAGAAAGAAAACAAACUGUUCAGCAGUGUCAAUACAUUUUCAUCUGAACAAUUAAGGCCCACAAAAUUUCAAGUCACAAUCGCUUGUUACCAUCAGAUAACUGCCGAUCCUCGCUUUCGAUUGGAAGAAAGGUUGAGGAACACUGGUUUGCUGAAUUCUGAGUAUGCUCGUUCAGUGCUCGCUAACACUAAUCCAAUCCGACAACCAAGAAGAGAUAUCGUUUCAAGCAAUAGGGGUAUUGACUCUGUUAGCAAUGGCCUCAAAUCUGUUAAGCGAACCCUUGAUGUCGUUAAAGACGUCAAGGAAAAAGAAAACAACAUUAUCAUUUUUAAUCUUGCCGAGACUGAUGGCAAGGAUAAGAACACUGUUUUGCCGGCAGUAAAUUAG